CGCGACCUUGGGGGUGAGGCCGACGAGGCAGAACCCAAGGAGUCCAUACUGCGCCAGGACGGCAGCGGUGAGCCCAUCGAAGUUGUGGAGGUUCCUGAGCACGAGCUUGCUCGCCAGGAUGGUGACAAGGGGCAAGCCAAGGAGAGUCUGCUGGGCGAGGACGAGGCGACAACGGCGGAGGCACAGUUGCUACCCGANCCGGUGAAAAUGCCGACGUCCCUGAGCGCGAGGUGGGCGGUUCACCAGUGGAAGCACAGCCGAAGGAGUCCAUACUGCGCCAGGACGGCAGCGGUGAGCCCAUCGAAGUUGUGGAAGUUUCUGAGCGCGAGCUCAGUCGAUUGCCUGCUAAAGUGA
Molecule: messenger RNA, 354 nt
Organism: Trypanosoma grayi
Lineage: Eukaryota; Euglenozoa; Kinetoplastea; Trypanosomatida; Trypanosomatidae
Exons: 1
Source: RefSeq, a predicted model, not a curated record